Molecule: messenger RNA, 1119 nt
Organism: Leptopilina boulardi
Lineage: Eukaryota; Metazoa; Arthropoda; Insecta; Hymenoptera; Figitidae
Exons: 8
Coding region: 1-1119 (372 amino acids)
Molecular function (GO): protein binding
Source: RefSeq, a predicted model, not a curated record
AUGUCUGAUCUAACACAAAAUUUGCUAUCAACUUAUUAUGGAUUCGGUAGACAAACCGAAAUUGGAAAAACAUUAUCAACUCACGAGAGUGUCAAAAUAAUGAAUGAUGAAAUAAAUAUUUCCUUUAUUGACGAAUCAUUGGAAAAUGAAGAAGAAUCUUUAACAAUAGAAGAAUCUAAGGAAGAUACUAUUGAACAAUGUGAAGAAGGAUUUUCAACUCUAGAUGACAAAUCAUCAAUUUGCGACGAAGAAGUAAUUGACGAUGAAGAUUUUUCCCUAGAAUAUGUCGAUAUUGUUGAUAAACUUUGUGAGGAAAAAAGUUCUGCAACUUUAGAAAACGAUACUUUUCUUUAUUUGGAAGGAAAUAAAUUAGAUGAAAUUCCAGAAGAACUUUUUACAAAUCUAAAAUCUCUUCAAUGGUUUGAUGUGCGUAAUAAUCAAAUACAAUUUUUACCAUUGAAUGUGAAAGGACAUUUAAAUCUUGAAACUAUUUUAAUUCAGAGAAAUAAAGUGGAAAAAUUACCAAUCGAACUUGGUACACUGUUAAAAUUGAAAAAUCUCCAAACAGCAAAUAAUCCUCUGCUUUAUCCACCUGCAGAGAUUUUAAAUCUCGGUUCAAAUGAAGUUUUAAAAUUUUUACGUAAGGAGUGGAAUACAAUAAAUCCUAAAGAAACUAUUGAAAUUAAAGAAGAUGAAAUUUCGUUAAAUCCUUCAACGGUAUUAAAUUAUCAAUCAAAGAAAAAUAGUAAACAUUUUUUGAAAAUACCAAUGAAAAAAGAGGAAAAAUCAUCAACAAGAAUGCGUAGAUGGAACUAUAAACCAAGUAACAGAUGUGAGAAUUACAAGCCAAAUGAAUAUUUAGAAAUUCGACUUUUAAAAAUGAAAAAAGCAAAGGAAUUUUUGGACAGAAGAGCUUUAGAACUUCAAAGAUUAAUAGAUAGAGCUACUUUAAAAAAAUGGAGAUAUGAUCGUAGUAGCUACGAUAAAAGUAUGAGAAAAGCUGCAAAUAGAAGAGAAGAAGAUAUUCCCUUUGCUGUAGAUUCAAAUCUUAUUCCAAUUUCAAUACAACCAAUUGUGAAAAAGGUACGAGAUUCAUUAUUAAAACUAAUGUGUAAUUAA